AUGGACACUUCACGCCAUCGAAUGCCUAACAACCUAUAUUCACUGCCUGCGGCAUCAAGUGCAGCCAUUUCAUCUAAAGAACCUGGCUUUUUCCGUUUAAUUGAUCUAUGUCCAGGUCAAUGGGACGAUGAAAUCCAUUGUGCACUCAAGUAUUAUAAUCGACUUCACGAUCGAUAUCCUCCAUAUAAGGCCCUUUCGUAUGUGACGGCCAACCUUGAAACUGCUCUGAAACAUUUGAGAGAACAAGAAAACAGAGUCACUCUAUGGAUUGAUGCAUUGUGCAUUGACCAGAGCAACACUGAGGAGCGAUCAUCGCAGGUUGCCCAGAUGCGUGAGAUCUAUAGCAAUGCUAGUGAGGUGAUAAUAUUUCUCGUUGGCACCCUGGAUGCGUCCGCUGCAAUCGAUGCUUGGAAGGCAUCGCCAUUGAAGACCCCGUGCCUAAGCUGUUCGGAUUUAUUCGAAUUCCUGGCAGAUUUUCCGCAAGAUCAUUUAACACAACUUUCUGAAGCAUUGCGACGCACAUUACUUGUAUCCUGGUGGGAUCGGAUAUGGGUAGUUCAAGAAGCAGUCGUCGCUAAACAGCUCACCGUGAGAUAUGGCUAUUCUAGCUAUAUUCCGACCAGCGACUUGAAAGUUUUCAACCUUUUCUCGCGUGUCUCCAACUUGGAUCAUUUCCGGGAGAAUUGGAGGAGGUCUCAAGAAACUGAUCUCCUAUCGCUCAUGCGUUAUUUUGGACACCGCAAGGCUUCCGAUGAUCGAGACAGAGUCUAUGCUCUUCUAGGGCUGUGCAACCAAACAACCGCUAUUCGGCCUAAUUACCGGUUAGAUGUGAAGGAAGUCUUCAUGGCGCCAAUAAUUGAGACAAUAAGAAAUACCAAGUCCCUUUCCGUUCUGUACGGAGAUCAUAGUCGCAAAACGAGACGAGACAUACCAUCUUGGGUCCCAGAUUGGAGCACAGAGCUUGACGAGAACCAACGCCAACGAGCUACUCUUUCUUCUCUUUUCAAUGCCAACGGUCAGAGAAAUCUGCCAAAGUAUGGCCUUAUUCAUCAUUCUGGACAUUCUCUAGCAGUUCACGGCAUCAAGAUUGCAAAAGUGACCAAAAUCGCAGAGCCACUGUAUGCAUCAUCUGAUCGAAAUUCAACAGUCGAGGUACUUAAAAGAUGGCGGGAGAUGGCUAUGACUACGCCAGGAGCAUAUUUUCGUAAAAACUCUGCAAAAGAAAACUUUCUGAAAACCAUAUUGUCCGAUGCCGCAUAUUUUAAAUUUGCAUCGCUGAAACGACUCGACACUAAGAAUACGAAGGCCCUCCUGUGGUGGCUUGACCGAACGAUCUCACCAAAUUCUCGAGAGCAAGAUGAAGAUCGGUACCGGUCACAUAUCAACACUAGAUUUGGGCAUUUCGGUCAUUUUACAGAUAUUAUGAGACUCUCAGCAACCAAUCGAACACUUUUCUCGAAUAAACCGGACCAUACCAAUUGGAAUCUGGCGAAGUUUGAGUCUGUUGGUUUGGGCCCAAUGCUGAUAAAGGAGGGCGAUGAGAUUCAUAUUCUACCAGGCAGCAACUUACCACUUGUUCUACGACCCGUAGACUUCUGCGAUUCUCAUGGCCAUUCUAGACUCGUCCGGAAAUAUCAGCUGGUCGGAGAUUGUUUUCUACAGGGUGUAAUGGAUGGGGAGCUAGGUUCUCCUGGCGGAACUAUCCUGGAUUAUUUGGACUACUUGACUAAACUGUCCUAUGGAUAUUGGAAGGGUUUUGGACACACGCGUUCUAUUCUGGAUCGGCAGUUUUCUAAAUUCAUGUCGUCCUCUGGAUCCGACAUACCCUCUACAGAAUGGAGAUUUUCUGAAAAAGGAAUGUCCUUUGAAGCUGGUCGAUAUUUUGCUUCUCCUGGAGAUUACCACAGCGCUUUAUUUGGUUAUGUUGAAACACAGCCGGGAGACCUAGUUGCUUUAGAAAUAGUAUAA
This is a messenger RNA of Trichoderma breve, 1968 nucleotides long. Its product is annotated as heterokaryon incompatibility protein (HET) domain-containing protein. The transcript has 7 exons. The record is from RefSeq and is a predicted model, not a curated record. Bases 1 to 1968 code for a protein of 655 amino acids. NCBI's taxonomy places the organism in Eukaryota, Fungi, Ascomycota, Sordariomycetes, Hypocreales, Hypocreaceae.